Messenger RNA from Zingiber officinale, 417 nucleotides. RefSeq lists its product as uncharacterized. The transcript has a single exon. Gene Ontology annotation, molecular function: nucleic acid binding. The record is from RefSeq and is a predicted model, not a curated record. Gene Ontology annotation, biological process: DNA integration. Bases 1 to 417 code for a protein of 138 amino acids. NCBI's taxonomy places the organism in Eukaryota, Viridiplantae, Streptophyta, Magnoliopsida, Zingiberales, Zingiberaceae.
AUGGUCAUCAAAUUCAUUUGGCAAAACAUCUUGUGUCGGUUCGACAUCCCCCACCGGCUCGUCUCAGAUAACGGGAGGCAAUUCGCGGGUCGGAAGCUCAAGAAGUGGUGCGAAGGUGAUGACAUCCAGCAGACCUUCGCCUCAGUAGCCUACCCCCAGAGCAACGACCAGGCGGAACUCACAAAUUGGGAGAUCCUCAGAGGAUUACGAGCUCGGCUCGACCAUGCAGGAGUCAGCUGGGUCGACGAACUCCCGAGUCUCUUAUGGGCACUUCGCACGACUCCGAAAGAAGCGACCGGCAUAACAUCAUUCCAGCCGGUGUAUGGAGGAGAAGCAGUGGUCCCUGUGGAGGUUGGAGUAGAAUCCGAUCGGGUGCAACUCUACGACGAGGGAAAUACCGAGUGGAGGUUAAUGUAG